GUGGAGAAUCUUAAAGGGGCCGCGUCGCCCGGCGGGCUCCGCCGGAUGGAGCCCCCCGCGGCCAAGCGCAGCCGGGGCUGUCCUGUGGGGAACGAGCGCGAGCCCGGGACCGGGGCCCGCCGCUGCCGUCCGGAGCCGCUGCUGGACCUCAGCGCCAAGCGGGUGGCCGAAACCUGGGCCUUCGAGCAGGUAGAGGAGCGGUUCUCCCGGGUGCCAGAACCGGUCCAGAAGCGCAUUGUGUUCUGGUCUUUUCCACGCAGUGAGCGGGAAAUAUGUAUGUACUCAUCGCUGGGUUACCAGCCCCCAGAGGGUGAGCAGGAUGCCCGAGUACCCUUUACCCGUGGGCUGCACCUACUGCAGAGUGGGGCUGUGGACCGAGUGCUGCAAGUGGGGUUCCACCUGAGCGGGAGCAUCCGGGAAUCAGGGGCUCCUGGGGAGCCAGAGCACCUCUACCAGGUCUCCAUCAGCUUUGACCGCUGCAAGAUCACAUCUGUGAGCUGUGGCUGCGACAACCGAGACCUCUUCUACUGUGCCCAUGUAGUGGCACUGUCACUGUACCGCAUCCGCCAUGCUCACCAGGUGGAGCUGCGGCUGCCCAUCUCAGAGACACUGUCACAGAUGAACCGCGACCAGCUGCAGAAGUUUGUGCAGUACCUCAUCAGCGCGCACCACACUGAGGUGCUACCCACUGCCCAGCGUCUCGCAGAUGAGAUCCUACUACUGGGCUCUGAGAUCAACCUGGUUCAUGGUGCCCCAGACCCCACGGCGGGUGCAGGCAUCGAGGAUGCCAAUUGCUGGCACCUGGAUGAGGAGCAAAUUCAGGAGCAAGUGAAGCAACUGCUAUCCAAUGGUGGCUACUAUGGGGCCAGCCAGCAGCUGCGCUCCAUGUUCAGCAAGGUUCGGGAGAUGCUGCGGGCACGGGACUCUAAUGGGGCACGCAUGCUGAUCCUCAUGACAGAGCAGUUCCUGCAGGACCCACGCCUGGCCCUGUGGCGGCAGCAGGGUGCGGGAAUGACAGACAAGUGCCGGCAGCUGUGGGAUGAGCUAGGGGCGCUGUGGGUCUGUGUUAUCCUGAGCCCCCACUGCAAACCAGAUGAGCGCGCAGGCUGGCUGCAGCUGCUUGGCACUUGGGACAAACUGAAUGUGUGCCCACUGGAAGAAGGCAACUACUCCCUUGAUAGCCCCAGCCUGCGGUCCACCAUGAUGUCCAGCACAGGCUCAGAAGAUGAAGAGGAGGUGACAAUCGCAAGUCCCCGCCACACUGUCUUUGGUCGUGCACUUCAAGCAGGAGAAUUGCACUGGAGAGACAGCCACCUGCAGAGGAUUCUGGCCAGUGACUCCUAUGGCCCCAGCCUCAUGAGCAGCAUGGGAAGUGAUAAGUCAGCCUUUGACCCUCAGGGCCGCCCACUCUGGCUGGGUGAACCUUUCCCCACUGCUUGUGCACGGGUGGACACUCUGCGUGCCCAUGGUUAUCCCCACAAGGCCCUGAGGCUGGCAUGUGCCAUAAUUAACUCCCUGCGGCUGCAACAGCGACACCAGCUUGAGAGCUACAAGCAACAGAAAAAAGAACUGCUCCACAAAGGGGCUACCUGUGUCACCAACACAGAAGGCUGGGUGGGCCACCCCCUGGAUCCCAUUGGCUGCCUGUGCAGGGCACUGCUGGAAGCCUGUCGCCUGGAGGAGGAGACCCUCUCUCUUUACCCAGAUUCAGGCGUGGAGAAGCGGAAGGUGGUCUACCAGCACGUGCAGGUGCCUGGGAACCCGGGAGAGUCCUACUUGGCACUGGCUCUGGAGGUGGCGCUGCUGGGGCUGGGGCAGCAGCGAGCCCUGCCCGAGGGGCUGUAUGCCCAGGACAAGGUGGUGCGCAGUGAGGAGCAGCUGCUGGGCCUGCUGGAGGAUGUGGCACUGGAUGAGCGCCUGGUGCAGGUGCUGCGCAAGCAGGCGGGGCUGCUGCUGGAAGGUGGCCCUUUCAGUGGCUUCGGAGAAGUGCUUUUCCGGGAGAGUGUACCCAUGCACACCUGUGCCCACUACCUGUUCACUGCGCUACUGCCCCACGACCCGGACCUGGCCUACCGCCUGGCGCUGCGAGCCAUGAGGCUACCGGUGUUGGAGACAACUAUCCCAGCUGGAGAAGCGCACCCCAACCCACUGGACUCCAUCAUGAGCAACCGCUUCCCUCGCUGGUUCAUCCUUGGCCACCUGGAGACCCGCCAGUGUGAACUAGCCUCUACCAUGCUGACUGCUGCCAAGGGAGACACCAAAUGGCUACACUCAGUCCUGGGCUGCAUCCAACAGAACAUUCACUCCCCAGCCCUGCUCUUCAAGCUGGCACAGGACGCCUGCAAGACAGCCACACCAGCCAAUGUGCCACCAGACACUGUGCUGCUGGGAGUUGCACUGGAGCUGGGCUUGCAGGUGAUGCGAAUGACACUGAACACCAUGACCUGGAGGCGCAGAGAGAUGGUUCGCUGGCUGGUCAGCUGUGCCACAGAGAUUGGCUCCCCUGCACUGAUGAACAUCAUGCAGAACUGGUAUUCCUUAUUCACCCCGGUGGAGGCAGCCACCAUCGUGGCGGUGACAGGUACCACCCACACCACUCUGCUGCGGCUGCAGCUGGACACUCCGGGGCGGGAGGAGCUAUGGGCCUGCGCACGCACCCUGGCACUGCAGUGCGCCAUGAAGGACCCCCAGAACUGCGCUUUGCCAGCCUUGACGCUGUGUGAGAAGAACCACGCGGCCUUUGAGGCAGCCUACCAGAUCGUGCUGGAUGCAGCAGCCGGUGGCCUCGGCCAUGCACACCUCUUCACAGUGGCACGCUACAUGGAGCACCGUGGCCUGCCACUGCGGGCCUACAAGCUGGCCACACUAGCCUUGGCGCAGCUCAGCAUCGCCUUCAACCAGGACAGCCACCCUGCCGUCAACGAUGUGCUGUGGGCUUGCUCUCUCAGCCACUCGCUGGGCCGGCAGGAACUGUCAGCCAUCGUGCCCCUCAUUAUCCGCAGCAUCCAAUGUGCACCGAUGCUCUCCGACAUCCUGCGUCGCUGGACGCUCUCGGCACCGGGCCUGGGCCCACUGGGGGCCCGCAGGGCGGCCAAGCCUCUGGGUGCCGACAGGGCACCUCUCUGCCAGCUCCUGGAUGCUGCGGUGGCUGCCUACAUCACCACCAGCCACUCUCGCCUCACUCACAUCAGCCCGCGCCACUACGGGGACUUCAUUGAAUUCCUGGGCAAAGCCCGAGAGACCUUCCUGCUGGCCCCCGAUGGGCACCUGCAGUUCUCGCAGUUCUUAGAGAACCUCAAACAGACAUACAAGGGCAAGAAGAAGCUGAUGCUGCUGGUGCGAGAGCGGUUUGGAUGAGGGGCUGCAGGGAGCAGAGGCCUGGGGCCUCCCCCAGCCUGCCUCCCUGACACCAGAGGCCCUUUGGGCUUUUCAGUAUUAAGUCAGGGAAGGUAGAAGCAGGAAGUGGUACCCUGACAUGUGUGUGCCUAGGAGUGUGCAGACAUGCGGGAAAUCUGAAGCCAUACUGCCACCUAGUCGCCUGGAAGGGGGUAUGUGCCUAGGCUCCCCACAAGCUCUGACUCCCCCAAAUUCACAGGUUAACUGGGGAUUCCAGAAGGGCUGGGAGGCAGAACUUUCCUGAAAGUAGUCCUCAAAGUCAGUGUAGCAGAACCUCUGCAACCCACCCAGGUGGCUGGGGAGCUUCACAUUAGGGCAUCUAAAUAACUUUGUUCUCCCUCACCCACUGCUCAGGGGUCCUGUCCCACUGUCCUGUGUUCUCUGCUCAUGUGGCCCCUCUGCUCAUGUGGCCCCGCACAGACCAAUGCUUUACCACCACUGAAGGAUAUCAAGAGGUUUCAGGCCUCAGCCACAUACCUCACCCCUGAACCCCAUGUCCGGCCAGGACCCCCUUUCUCUUGGGCACCAGGGUCCCAGAGUAGGUUAGAGGUGGCUCUCCGCUGCCCUGCCCCCACCCUCUAGUCACUGGAUACACAACUCAGGAACCAGGCAAGGCUGUGCCUUCCAACCUGGUGUGGGGGACACAGGCAGCCAGCCAAGGACCCUAUCUUGUCUUCCCGGUUGUUCUAUCCCUCCAUCUGUUUCCCCUCUUCCCUUUCAGCGGUUCUGUUAAGCUCCCUCCUCUCCCAGGCUGCCCUUCUACCCCUGCCUUGGCCCACGGAGGAGGGACUGAGAGUCUUAGUCCCAGUCAGCCCUGUCUUCUCUUGUUUGUUAAGGAAAAAGUUGACGUCAUUUUGUAACUUUUUUUCUAUUUAUUGAAUUGUAUAUUGUAUUCCCUUUCCCCCCCGUUCCUUUUUUUUUUUUUUAAGAGUGAACACAACUUCCUUUUGACAUUUUGGGUCUGGGAUGCAUUUGCACACACCCAGGGCCAGGGUUCCAGUGACUAAAAGAUCCAGCCCAUCUCCCUGGGCCCUGCUUCCAGCGCUAGCGGGGCAGCUGCCGCUGGCUUCCUCCCGCGCACCCCAGAAACAGCGUGGGGCAAGGCGGCCGCAGCUUGCUGGUCUCCGCCGGCCGGUCCCAUUUUGAAUGUCUGGGGAAGGCACACCCAGCUCAGAGGCAGCCAAGUUCACCCCUACCGGUCGCCGGGAACUGCCGCCCGGCUCCGGACACCGCCGCUGUGGGCCGACUCGCAGUAGCCGACCCCGGGACAAUAGUCCGGGUGACGCACGGGGGCGUGGCCAUUGCGCGUCUGGGCUCCAGGUGACGUCGCCUUGGUUCUCCUUUCCCUGGCUCCUGGGAAGCGGGUUCUCCGCGGCCCUUAGCGACUGGAGGGCGGAUGGCCUGACGGUCUUUGUCCGAGCGAGGACAGGUCGCUAGGGGGCGCCGUAGCAAGGGGGCGGGGCUCCGGUGGCGCUCGGCGCUGUCCUUUGCUCUAGGGAGCCAGUCGCGGGCGGACCACCCUCGCGGGUCCCACACCAACUCACACGCUCCUCAUCGCUGCCUGAAGGCCUGGCAUGUGGAACAGCGGGCCUGGAGAGCACCGCAUCCGCCAGCGGCCCCAGCGACGUGCUGCUGGGGUCUGAGAAACCCGUUUCUGUGCCUCGGUUACCAGUCAUGCACAUGCUCCCUCGUGGAACUGGGGUAUCACUUGGGUUCCCCAAUCACAAAUGUACCCGCUUAGGCCUGGUGUCUCCAUAUCAUACCUCAAAACCAGAAUCUUUCCACCCGCCUACCCUCACACAACCCAGACCUGAAUUAUCCCUAGGGUCCCAGCCACCUCCAGAUGUCAAUGGCCCCAAGACCUUCCAGUUGCCACAUCGCGUGCACAUACACAUCCCUCAGGGUCAGGACACCCUCAGACCUUUCCAAGCACAGGGUGCCCUCUCUAAAUAAGUUUCUGUCGUCUUCCAAGAGGCAGGUGGAUCAAGGUUAGAGAUAGGUGAGACCAGAAGCCCAGGGUGCCAGAAAACAGUCAUGAGGACUGAACACUGUGUAUGUCCAACCCCAGGCUCUAGACAUAGGGAGAAUGGCUUCAAGUUCAAAAUCACCCUGGUCUACAUGGAGAGACCCCCGUCCCAAAAGGGAGAAAAAAAUAAAAAAGCCAAUACUGCAGAGGUGGGAGGCACAAAUGAGGAGACCAGACCUUCAGGAAUGAAGCAAUGCAAUUUUCAUUUAAUUGGAAAACAGGCAUAGCACUCAAUACAGGCCCUGCCCCUCUGCCCCUAUCGUGGGUGGGAGGGCACUAGGCCAGCCACCUCAGCCCAGUGCCAGACAGCCUGCAUCCCAUCUGAUUUGGGGAUAGCCGGCAGAUAUUUAAUUCUGGAGACCAAACUAAGGAACACAGAGACCACACCAGGAGAGGGCCUGUUUCCUUCCCGGGCUCAUGUAAACCUUGCUCUCUGCCCCAUAUGUGGGGCAGUAGUCUUGCCCUCCUUCCCAAAGUAGAAAGCUGCAGGCACCAAAAAGGGCCAGGCGUCCUGGGUCAGGUCAGGCCAGCUUUGUUCCGGAAGCUCGGAGUUGACAUUUAACGGUCAGGGGGCCCAAGACAGCUUCCUCUUGGGUAACUGGCUGCAGGGCAAGUGCUGGAGGGGGCUGGACCCUACCAGGCUUUCAGGCCUCAAGGGGACAUAGUCUGCUUUUUCAUGCA
This is a messenger RNA of Nannospalax galili (Upper Galilee mountains blind mole rat), 6103 nucleotides long. It is a transcript of the gene Zswim4, whose product is annotated as zinc finger SWIM-type containing 4. The coding region runs from base 46 to 3357 and encodes 1103 amino acids. The transcript is spliced from 14 exons. The record is from RefSeq and is a predicted model, not a curated record. Lineage: Eukaryota; Metazoa; Chordata; Mammalia; Rodentia; Spalacidae. Gene Ontology annotation, molecular function: zinc ion binding. Gene Ontology annotation, cellular component: Cul2-RING ubiquitin ligase complex.